Oppiella nova is the source of this 195-nucleotide messenger RNA. Lineage: Eukaryota; Metazoa; Arthropoda; Arachnida; Sarcoptiformes; Oppiidae. The record is from the annotation of a GenBank genome assembly.
AUGGGAUGGACUGGCUCACACGCCGUUAUCAUCGUGGGCUGGGGUACCGAGAAUGGCCAGGACUACUGGCUUAUUAAGAAUAGCUGGGGCACCGGGUGGGGCGAAGCCGGCUAUUUCAAAAUGGUCCGGGGUCAGAAUUUGAGACACGUUAAUGAGUACCUUUCUACACUUGCACUCAAUGCUAUAUUACUUUAA